Molecule: messenger RNA, 223 nt
Organism: Meloidogyne enterolobii
Lineage: Eukaryota; Metazoa; Nematoda; Chromadorea; Rhabditida; Meloidogynidae
Source: the annotation of a GenBank genome assembly
AUGCAAACCUACGGAGCGAAGUCGAGUUCUGGGUUCGGAACCUACGGCCAGUUGGUCUGGGUGAGUACUUGGCCCUAUUCCUUUAAAGUAUACUCAAAUUGGUUCAAAUUGGUCGGUCCGAUUCAGUGGAAUUUGAUAAAGAAAUCCUAUUCCUUCCAAGAACAGUUGGGCGUACACGCAAAAUCUCCCGAUUUCGAAGACUCAUCUCUAAUUUUUGCAUAAU